AUGCCCGCCCCCUUCCCGGCCCAGAGCUGCUCCUGCCGAAGCCCCCAGCCCCCAACCAGCGGGCGCCACUCUCCACCGCCGGGCUUCGGGGCCGCACCUUGCCCAACGGCUCCCCAACCACCCUGCGCCGCGCACCCCCCCAUCAAAUAUCCGAGAGAGAGAGUGAGCUGUAAGAAGAGGCACUCCCCGGGGACCCAAAGCCUCGCCAGGCUGCGGGGCACCCAGACUGGCAGCGAGCCAGUUCAGCGGCUAGGGCGCGGAGGAGGAGGGGGGCCUGAGGCGGCCGUGCCAAGCUGCGCGGUGCCCCUGCCCUUGCCCCGAUCCUGUCGGGAGAACCCGGCCGAGCCUCUGGCUCCCUGGCUCUGCGCGCCCUCCCCGCAGCGCCUUCCCCCCCUCCCCCGGCCUCUGCCUCGAAGCUGGGCCGCUGAAGCGCUCCCCUGCUUCUCCCCACUCGGUCCGGCAGGCCCGGGGCACCCUACCUGCGCCUCGGAGGGUGCGGACCCUACGCGCUGCGCAAAGCCGUCUUGGCAGCGCGUCCUUCCCUCCCCUGCAGCCGCUACCUGGGCUGGGAAACCAGCCCGGCCAACAGGAAAUAUGAGAGUGUGCCCGAGGGCGCCCAGGGCUCCUGCGGUCCCUCUGCUGGAAAGAGGCUCUCACUGCGUCCGGGAGCGGCUGCCCCGGGCCCCUGGGCCCCUGGGCCCCUGA
Molecule: messenger RNA, 705 nt
Organism: Sarcophilus harrisii (Tasmanian devil)
Lineage: Eukaryota; Metazoa; Chordata; Mammalia; Dasyuromorphia; Dasyuridae
Product: vegetative cell wall protein gp1-like
Exons: 2
Coding region: 1-705 (234 amino acids)
Source: RefSeq, a predicted model, not a curated record